AGAAAUUUUUGGAAUACAAGAACCCUCGAAUCGGAGAAUACAAAUUUAAAGGUAAAAAAUACGGCACUUGAAUCCGAAAAUACAAAUUUAAAAGUAGAAAACGCGGAACUUAAAUCAAGAAACGUAGCUCUCGAAGAAAACAAUGCGGAUCUUAAAUCAAGAAACUCGGCCUUUGAACAAAGCAAUGCGGACCUUAAAUCAAGAAACUCUGCUCUCGAACAAGACAAUGUGGAACUCAAAUCAAGAAACGUAGUUCUAGGAGAAACCAAUUUGGACCUUAUAACAAAACUUACGGUUAGCAAAAAAGAACUUGAGACCGUCAAAGAAA
Dentiscutata heterogama is the source of this 328-nucleotide messenger RNA. NCBI's taxonomy places the organism in Eukaryota, Fungi, Glomeromycota, Glomeromycetes, Diversisporales, Gigasporaceae. The record is from the annotation of a GenBank genome assembly.